Anopheles arabiensis is the source of this 1479-nucleotide messenger RNA. RefSeq names its product pacifastin-like protease inhibitor cvp4. The record is from RefSeq and is a predicted model, not a curated record. The transcript has 3 exons. NCBI's taxonomy places the organism in Eukaryota, Metazoa, Arthropoda, Insecta, Diptera, Culicidae. Bases 566 to 1264 code for a protein of 232 amino acids. Gene Ontology annotation, molecular function: peptidase inhibitor activity.
CGGUACAGCGAAUCAGUUGACGAGCCGCUGUGCAAAAGUGAAGAUCUCCAUCAAACGAGCGGCGUAAAAGUGCGCGCUACCAGGUACACCCCAAGAUCGAACGAUCGUACUGGUGUGUGAAACGUUGCUAACGUGUUCGUGUACUUGUGUGUGAGAGAGAGAGUGUUUGCGUGUGUGAUAUGGUUGGUAUUGGUACCGUUCGGCGAUAGUGUGAGCCAUCCAUCCAUCCGCGUAACGUGCUGAUAGCAUCGGUAGUCGCCAUAGCCACACCAAAAGUUCGGUUUCCUCGGCCUCGGCAAGAGUGUGCAAGUGAUCAUCGCGCGCGUGCGAGCGGUAUCUCGACAAGAUUUUGUAAAAGCAGAACAGAACUCAACCGACCGUUGAGCGUGUGUGAGGUACUGCUGCCAAAUUGAUUACGGAUAGAAGACGCCGGCCUGUGGUGCGCGUGUUGAGAGAGUAUAGUGCUGCUGCGCUUGUUUUAGCAGAUCGUGUUUUUGCUGCAAAGAGUAACCCAAUACCUGUUUGUUGUUAAGUGCAUUAUUAUUCAAAACCGGGCGGCACCAUCAUGAAGAUUCUAAUGCUGAUUGUGGCAACGUGUGUAGUAGGAGCACUGUGUGAGGAGAAAUGUGAACCGGGCACGACGUUCAUGGAAGAUUGCAACAAGUGCCGCUGCGGUCCGGACGGCCAGAAGGCUUGUACGCGCAAGAUGUGCCCACCGAACGAGCUGUCCGAUGACAGCCAGGUGCGGCUCGAUGUCCAGAACGGUGAGUCGCUGUCGUCCGCGGACGAGAAGGACGAGAUUCAUGUGCAGACAAACGGACAGGUUUGCUCACCGAACGAGAUCAAGAUGAAGGAUUGCAACCGUUGCCGGUGUGCCAACAACGGUAUCGGAUGGUUCUGUACGCGGAGAGCCUGCCCACAGCGUGCAAAGCGUUCCGAGCCCGCUCCGGAAAAGAAGUGUACUCCCGGUACGACGUUCAGAAGUGACGACGGUUGCAAUACCUGCUUCUGUACCGAGACGGGCCAUGCCGCCUGUACGCUGAAGGCUUGCCUUCCGUCGGACUUUUUCGAUCAGCAGAAACCGAAACAGAAGCGAUCAGUACCGGCCGAUGAUCUGCCCCAGUCCGCGAUUGCUCCCGGUGCGCCCGGAUUCAGCUGUACGCCCAAGUCCUCGUUCAAGUAUGAGUGCAACACCUGUCUCUGUUCGGACGAUGGCAAGAUGGCAGGAUGUACCUUCAAGUACUGUGUUCCCGGUGAAUGGUAAAAGAAGCAUGCUAGUUCGUAGUGCCGAAAGCCUUUAACAAGCUGUACAACUAAGUUGCUGUAUCUAAGUGUCAGUCGAACUAUCAGUAGAAAGUUGCCUUUGAUUGUUUUCGCCCGGUGCUUGAACGAUACGAGCAUACACGUAAGUCAUUUUUGUCAAACAAACUUCAGAGGAUACACGGAAAUAAAGUUAUUAUUUUUACCAUCAAGACCAAA